Saccostrea echinata is the source of this 1700-nucleotide messenger RNA. RefSeq names its product BTB/POZ domain-containing protein 17-like. Bases 57 to 1466 code for a protein of 469 amino acids. Gene Ontology annotation, molecular function: protein binding. Lineage: Eukaryota; Metazoa; Mollusca; Bivalvia; Ostreida; Ostreidae. The record is from RefSeq and is a predicted model, not a curated record. The transcript is spliced from 4 exons.
UGAAGAUUCCUUCCACAAAUAAAACAGCAAAUGAACAGGAAAUGAUCUGAACCAGAAUGGAUGCAAAAAGGGCUUGUUCAUCAUCUGAUGCCAUUUCUCCUAAAGAUCCCUCAGAGGAAAUGAUUGAUGAUGGAAAGCACAUUGUCAAUAGUUAUAAAGAAUUGUUUGACAGUGAAUCUUUUAGCGACAUUGUUCUGGUUGUUGGCGUGAACCGUUACUCAGUCCACAAGUUUGUGUUAAUUACAGCUAGUGAGGUCUUCCAAGCCAUGUUGAAUGAGGACAGAUGGCAUGAGGCAAACCAACCAGAAGUCACCCUCACCGAGGAUGAGGAGUGUUUACCUGUCUUUAAAGGCUUCCUCAGGUAUUUGUAUUGUGGAAGCAUCACUCUGACUACUGCUACUGUAUUGCCAGUUCUAAUUUUGGCCGACAAAUACUCAAUUCGUACUUUGUGUGCGUCCUGUGUUGAGUACAUGCUGCAACAUGUAGUGGAAUCCCCGGACACCAAUCGAGCAUUAUCCUGGUACCAAUAUGCUAAAAUCACAGGCUAUAGUCAACUACAGGAGGAAACCUUUAAGUUCAUCCUCUCCAACUUCCAUAUUGUACAAAACUCUCCUGAUUGGCUGAUGCUGAAUAAGAUUGAAGUUCAGGAAUUCCUGAAGAGUUCUGAUAUUGUGGUGGAAAGUGAGCACCAUCUUUGGAAGAAACUUGCUGAGUGGUUUACUCAUCAAGAAGAUGUGGCUGAAGUUUUGAAGGAGUUACUGCCCCUAGUCAGGUUUCCACUAAUGACCCCCAAACAGUUGUAUGACAUUGAGCAUUCAGAUCUGUAUAAGGAAAAUCAUCAGCUGUUUAGUGAAAAAUUUUUACAAGCAUACAGACGACACUCACUUCUCAGUGAAGAUGUGGAUAAAUUGUCCAGCACCAUGGUGGAACCACACAGAAAUUACAGUUCCCCAGAUUAUGGAAUUUCUUGCCCUUUAACCUUGAAAAAUUACCAGGUCAAGGCCAAAAUUGACAGUAAAAUAAUAGAAGAUAACUUCAAGGUUCCCAUACAGUUCAAUCCAUCUAGCAACAAAACUGGCCAAGUAAAAGCCACCUUUCAUGUUGAGUUCUUCCCGAAGGGAUACUUUCAACCCCACUUGCUUUAUCAAACCUACCUUGGAAAACAUAAUGAGAAGACAACUCUAGUUGUUCGUCGCAUGAACCCAAUCCUGACCCCAGAAGUUGUUACUGUAGAAGUUACCCUAGUCAUUUAUGGGAAGAAAAAUCAGGUACAAUAUGCUGCCCACACUGUAACCAAGACCUUUGAUUUCUGUCAGAAGACCCCUAAACUUGAGAUAGAAAAUGUUAUAUCUGUGGAGAAGUUCCAUGAGAAUAACUCCUCUUACCUUGUCAAUGGAAGCUUUCAGGCGACUCUGUUCCUCAAGGUUUUGAAUGUAAUCGAAGGAAAAGAUGGAGCCAAGAGAUAAUGCAUUUAAAAACCAGCUGAAUUUUUUUUAAUAGAUUUUGUAGGCAUGCAUCUUUGUAGUUUAUUGUACCAUGGUAUUUUCUUUAUCUUCAUUUUUGCUGAAUUAAUUUCUAUACAUUCGGUGAUCUUUUUAGAGAGAAAUUUACUUUAAUAUUGUGUGUGUGUUUCUGUGCAUUUUUAAAAUCUAUUACCUGGUACUUAGGUAAAGUUAAGAAUUUGUCUUUUAUGUGAAUUU